AUGGCUGAUGUCACAGAAUCCCGGAGAUGUUUCCGUUGUCGUGUUUUAUUCAACACUGACGAUGAGUUUUGGCAUCAUAUUCUAAAUGUGGAUUGUGAUGAUUCAAUAAAUGCCACUGCGGCUGAGAAUUCGUUGCCGGAUAGUACACAUUCAAACGAUGAAUCACAAUCAGUAUGUGCAUCAGUUAGUAGCACUCAUAUUGGUGGUGUUCCUGACUUUGAGAAUCAUCAGGCAAAGGGGGAUUUCGAAAUGAACCCCAAUUCUCCAGAACAGCAGUUCAAAAUAGAUUUGGCCACUGAAGCACUUGAAAAAAGUACAAAUUCGCCUGCGUUUUUAUUCUGUGAUGUCUGUCAAGUACCAUUCACAUCGAUUAAAAAUAAAGAAGAGCAUGAAAAUGGCAAAAUGCAUAAAAAGCAAAUUGCAUCGAAGUCAAACUGCAGUGAUCAAUUGAAUAUCAGUCAGUCAUUAAGCGUUAUUGAUGACGCACAAGAAGAUUUGUCGAAGAUUCACACUCACUGGCCAUCAGAAACACAGAAUUCUGUAAAUACCAGUUCAACUGUCAACGAAACUGUUGAUACCCAGCCCCAACCCACAAUACGAAAUAGUGAUGAAGAGGAAAUCACCCGUCUCCUACGUCGAUUAUGCCUGACGGAAAUAUUAAUCCUACUUCAUAAUGUGGGAGGAGACUCACAUAUUCCUUCAAGAAGUGAUUCAUCUGAAACAAAAGCGGCAUGCAAUAUUAGUGGACGAGAUUUAAUCGAAACGGUGAGAACUAUCUGCCGUGAGGAAUUACGUGAAAUUCUAUCAGAAGCUUUACAACAUGCUUCUCUCCAGUCCAGAAAUGUCAACACGUAA
Trichobilharzia regenti is the source of this 855-nucleotide messenger RNA. NCBI's taxonomy places the organism in Eukaryota, Metazoa, Platyhelminthes, Trematoda, Strigeidida, Schistosomatidae. The record is from the annotation of a GenBank genome assembly.